AAAGACCAAAAGCCCCAUCAUGAACCUGGAGCCACCCAAGCCUGAGAUUAGAUCAGCCACCAGAGUGGUUGGAGGACCAGUUACCCCUAGGAAAGGACCACCUAAAUUCAAGCAGCGGCAAACCCGCCAGUUCAAGAGCAAGCCUCCCAAGAAAGGUGUACAAGGUUUUGGUGAUGACAUUCCUGGAAUGGAGGGCUUGGGAACAGACAUCACUGUCAUCUGUCCCUGGGAAGCCUUCAACCACUUGGAGCUGCAUGAGUUGGCCCAAUACGGCAUCAUUUAGCUGACCUGUCCAACCACAGGUCU
Molecule: messenger RNA, 306 nt
Organism: Dromiciops gliroides (monito del monte)
Lineage: Eukaryota; Metazoa; Chordata; Mammalia; Microbiotheria; Microbiotheriidae
Gene: PDE6G
Product: phosphodiesterase 6G
Exons: 3
Coding region: 20-283 (87 amino acids)
Biological process (GO): positive regulation of epidermal growth factor receptor signaling pathway; visual perception; positive regulation of G protein-coupled receptor signaling pathway
Cellular component (GO): photoreceptor outer segment membrane
Molecular function (GO): 3',5'-cyclic-nucleotide phosphodiesterase activity; cGMP binding
Source: RefSeq, a predicted model, not a curated record